AUGGAGGCUUUGCACUGCACAAGUCGCGCAGAAGCUGACUUUGCAGAGUCCCCGCGCAAGCGGCUGAGAAUUGACGAUCCCCUCCAGCCGAUCUUUUCGUCAGACAGCAGAGAGAUAUCGGAAGAGUCCGUAUGCGACCGAUGUGCGAAGCUAGACUUUGGUCAGGAGUCUGCCCGUGCUUUGAUAUCACGUAAAGCUGGCCUCGUCAAAAUUGGCAGCUUCGAUGAGUUAGACCAUGCAUGCAAGCUGUGUCGUUUCUUUGCUGCUGCUUUUCGGGGUCACCGCUCCGAAGGCAGUAACCUGCAACUGUCACCUCAGUAUGCAGAGCGCAUGAUAUGGUCUGGGAAGCCCCCGAGAAAGGGGCCGAAAACGGGUACAGUUGCUUGGAUGCUCACGCAAAGCAAGGAGGAAUUGAAGGCUCGAAAUGGCAUACCAGCCUCCGCAACGUGGAUCAUGCCAUGCCUGCCAUCUGCAGAGCAACGACAGGUUCUCAGCGGGCGACAGCUGGACCAAAACUCGGUUGACUUCCAGCAUAUCAAGGGAUGGAUCGAGUUCUGCGAGAUACACCAUGAGGCCUGUCGCAACAACAUUGAGGUGGAUAUGAUACCCGGCCUUCGCGUGAUCGACUGCAGCACGCGCAAAAUUAUAGCCGCCUCUCGAGAUUGUCAUUUUGCCGCACUCAGUUAUCUCUGGGGCCCAAACUCGUCGCAAGUGGCUACUCCACGCUACGACGAACUCCCAGCCAUCGCCCCCAAGGUAAUUGAAGAUGCCGUACUCGCUGCCAAAGCGCUCGCGAUUCCCUUUCUCUGGGUGGACCGGUAUUGCGUUGACCAGACUAAUCCGGCGGAGAAACAUACUUUGAUCCAGAAGAUGGAUCAGAUAUACCAGGGUGCUGCAGUCACCUUUGUGGAUGCUGUGGGUGACAGCCCCGAACAAGGGUUUCCGGGAGUCUCGACUCUCCCCCGAUCUCUGCAGACAGCUGUAAUAAUUGGUGGUCAACGACUCAUCGCUGUGCCUGAUGUCGCAAGAGAAAUUCUGUCAUCGCCAUGGUCCACCCGUGGAUGGACAUAUCAGGAAGGCCUGCUUUCCCGAAGACGACUGAUAUUCACAAGGUCGCAGGUCUACUUCCAGUGCAUGGGCAUGCACUGCUGUGAGUCUGUGAAUCUUCCUCCUGCAACGUUCAGUCUGAACGAUAUGGGCAAGUUUUAUGAAAAGGCCGAUGGUCUACGCGUCCUCCCAUCUGCGGGCGUUGGACAAAACAACCGAGAGGUCCUCGGCCGCAUUGGCGAGUACUUGCAAAGACGGUUGUCGUUCGACGUCGACGCACUUAAUGCGUUCAUUGGCAUCCUAGAACGAUUCCGCGCAAGGGACCGACCCCUGUACCACUUCUACGGCGUGCCGUUCGAAGACCGCAGAAUCACCAACGAGAAGCCGGUCGUUGCAGGAAAGCUUGACCCUUUCCAUGGCUUGCACAAGUUCCCGGACAGAGGGCAGGCCGAGAAGAGCUUCAUGACGUGGCUGAUGUGGAAAGCUACGGUACCACCAACGACCAGAUUCUUCACCAUUCGCAAAGAGUUUCCGACGUGGACCUGGGUGCACUGGAAGGGCAUUGGUAGUAUUCAAGUCGACUUUGAAACAUUUGUCCCUGUCAAGGCCAUCGCUUCGAUCAAGAUAAGUGAACGCCAACCUAAACGAAAGAUUCAUUUGGAAGAUUACAUAGCACGAAUCAAGAAGGGCCAGGGUACAGGCACAAACUACAUUGACUAUCUCCCGUGUUUAUACGUCACUGGUUGGUUUGCAGAAGUCCGCGGUCGGCCAUCCAACGGGAGCGCUCUAGAUGACGCAGUGGCUAUGCUGAACGACCACUAUAAAACUUACAAUAUCGAGGAUAUCAAACUUCAGGUGCUCUGCGACGCUGAGGAGCGCAAGCUUCUAGCCGGGGGGAGUGCAGACUACUAUGUUAUGUGGCUCCACGUCCGAGGAGACCUGGCCGCCAUGCGCAACGAUGCUGCUCUCCUUGAAGGAUUGGUGAUCCUUAAAAAUGGCGGUGACGACAACGAUGCCUAUCGGCGGGUGGGCACCAUUCAAUGGCGGCCGCGAGGUUCAACACACUUUUGGGUGGAGGGGCAGACUGCCAAGUUUGGCAAUGGAUUCGACGAGUCGAAGGUUACAUAUUUUCACUGUGAAAGACGAACAAUUCGUCUCGUAUAA
Neoarthrinium moseri is the source of this 2211-nucleotide messenger RNA. RefSeq lists its product as uncharacterized. The transcript has a single exon. The coding region runs from base 1 to 2211 and encodes 736 amino acids. NCBI's taxonomy places the organism in Eukaryota, Fungi, Ascomycota, Sordariomycetes, Amphisphaeriales, Apiosporaceae. The record is from RefSeq and is a predicted model, not a curated record.